This is a messenger RNA of Portunus trituberculatus (swimming crab), 9181 nucleotides long. RefSeq names its product bromodomain-containing protein 1-like (gene Br140). NCBI's taxonomy places the organism in Eukaryota, Metazoa, Arthropoda, Malacostraca, Decapoda, Portunidae. Gene Ontology annotation, molecular function: protein binding. Gene Ontology annotation, cellular component: MOZ/MORF histone acetyltransferase complex. The coding region runs from base 172 to 4566 and encodes 1464 amino acids. The record is from RefSeq and is a predicted model, not a curated record. Gene Ontology annotation, biological process: regulation of transcription by RNA polymerase II. The transcript is spliced from 28 exons.
CCCCGUUUCCUUGUCUGUUCCCUUCCCGAGUUUCCACACUCCAAUCCUCGCUGUUGAGAAAAGUUGUUUUGGCUCACAAUGGUUGGCUCGGAGACCAGCUGGCAGAAUCGAUCCCUCCCUUGAAAACAUCAUUUAUUUUACAUCUAGUGAUACCCAGACACCACCACCGCCAUGCCUCGGUUGGGACUCGGCUACGACAUGGACCAGUUUUUGGACCAUUGCCGUAUGACCAAGCCACCCUAUGAGUGUCCGCACGCCUCCUGUGGCAAGGUGUACCGCAGCCUUGCCGGCAUUCAGCACCACAUGACCACUUUUGAUCAUGAGAACCCACCCCCAAGUGUGGUCACUCCGAAGUCUGCACGCAAGAAGAACAUGAAGCGACCCCCUUCCCCGCUAGCCAACCAGGAGCCAGAGCCACCCUCGGUGCCAUACUCCCACGACAUGAAGACGGUUGAGUUUGAGGUGGACGGCAAGCUGACCCGACUCUCUGUGUAUGAUCCAAUAGAGAUUUUGUCCAAGCAGGACAACAUAACCAGCGUGCCACCACACCCGCAGGAAGACUAUGAGGCCUCCAUGCCCCCUGUGGUGGAGGAGCCGCCUCCUCAGGAACAGGCACGCACCCCCUCCAUCAAGCCCCUCCCCAAGACACCCUCUGGAAAGACUCCCCCAGCAACCAAAACCCAGCCCACUAAAACCCAGCCAGCUAAGACACAACCAGCCAAAGCACAACCAGCUAAAACACAGCCUGCUAAAGCCCAGCCUGCCAAGACCCAGCCCACAAAAGCUCCUGCUAAGACCACUGCUGCCACCACCAUCACCACCAGUACUACUACAUCCUCUUCCUCCACAUCCUCCUUGUCUUCCUCCUCAUCCUCUUCCAUGUCUUCCACCUCCUCUACUGCUUCUAAUUCCUCCACCACCUCGUCCUCCUCAUCGUCUGCUUCACCCAGCACUCCCCUCCCCAAGACUCAUGCACAGAAGACGCCUAAGGCCAGAGCCAGUGACAAGGAUCGAGGUGUGGACGUGCAGCGCUACACCAUAGAGGAGAAGAAGACCAACAAGCUCCCUGAGGCAUCCUUCAGGAUCAUUGAAGACUAUUACAAAAGUCUUCCUGAUGCACCGCCACAACCCUCCAAUUAUCACAGGUUCAUUGAGAAGAGCCUGGAGGAGCUGGAUGAGGAGGUGGAGUACGAUAUGGAUGAGGAAGACCGUGCGUGGCUGCAACUCAUGAAUGAGAAGCGGUCAGUGGACGGACUCCCAGCGGUGGAGAUGGAGAAUUUUGAGCUGCUCAUGGACCGGCUGGAGAAAGAGUCGUUCUUCCAGGCACAGUGUUCAGGCCGUGACUCUGGUGUGCCGAUUGACGAAGAUGCCGUAUGCUGCAUCUGUAUGGACGGCGAGUGUCAGAACAGCAACGUGAUCCUCUUCUGUGAUAUGUGCAACCUGGCUGUGCAUCAGGAGUGCUACGGAGUGCCAUACAUCCCUGAGGGGCAGUGGCUGUGUCGCCGGUGCCUGCAGUCCCCCUCUCGAGCUGUGGACUGUGCCCUAUGUCCCAAUAAAGGAGGCGCCUUCAAGCAGACUGAUGACAGUCGCUGGGCCCAUGUUGUUUGUGCUAUGUGGAUACCUGAAGUGUGCUUUGCUAACACUGUCUUCCUGGAGCCCAUUGACAGCAUUGGUAACAUUCCCUCUGCCCGCUGGAAACUGACCUGCUACAUCUGCAAGCAGCGUGGAGUGGGUGCCUGCAUCCAGUGUAACAAGGUCAACUGCUACACUGCCUUCCAUGUGACAUGUGCCCAGCAGGCCGGCUUGCACAUGAAAAUUGAUGCCAUGAGGGAAACCAAUGUCAAUGGAACCUCAGUCACAGUGCGGAAAGCUGCCUAUUGUGACAUGCACACGCCAGCCGACUCAGAUGCGCGUCCCCAGCUUGACGAGAUCAUGGACUCGGCAAAGAAGGCGGCGGCCAAGGCAGCGUCCAGGCAGAAGAUGAAGAAGGCACGCAAGAUCCUGGCUGAGAAGCGUUCAGCAGCGCCCAUUGUGUCCGUGCCAACCAUACCAGCUGACCGUCUCACCCCCUCCCUCUAUUCUGGUGUUGUCAACUCUGUUCCCGUCAUACCCUGUGAAAAUAUUCAGAAAUUGGCCGCCCUGGUCAACAUGCAGAAGCGCUCCCAAUUCAUGCACCGCUUGCUGGCCUACUGGACCCUCAAGCGACAGUCCCGCAAUGGUGUGCCACUGCUACGCCGCCUCACCACCUCACACGCCCGCCGCAGCAACACCACCUCGCGCCCUGUUGAGGAGAAGCCUGUUGGUGUGAAGGAUAAGGAGAGGGUAAUGAAUGAGGCAGAGGGUCUGAGGGAGGAGAUCAAGUACUGGCAGCGACUGCGACAGGACCUGGAGAGGGCUCGGCUGUUGUGUGAGCUGAUUAGGAAGAGGGAGAAGACCAAGAGGGAGCUGGUCAAGGCGAAAGCAGAGGAGAAGAAGGUGCAGCUGGCUCCCUUCGUCCACCUACUGCUGCAAACUAUUGAUCAAAUCCAGGAGAAAGACCAGCAGAUGAUCUUCGCUGAGCCUGUUGACUUGGUGGAGGUGCAUGACUACCUGGACGUGGUGAAGCACCCGAUGGACCUCUCCACCAUGCGGCAGAAGGCUCAGACACAUCAGUAUAUGGACGUAGACCAGUUUGCUAGUGACUUUGAACUCAUGAUUGAGAAUUGCCUGGUCUACAAUGCCAAGGAGACCAUCUUCUAUCGGACGGCUGUCAAGCUGCGUGAUCAGGGAGGUGCCAUCAUCCGCCAGCUAAGGAGAAAUGUGGAGGUCAUUGGAUUUGAUAUGGAGACUGGCCUCCUCCUUCCCCACCGUCCCAAGCCACUCCCAGAGAUAUCGGAUAACAAGAUUAUUAAGGAAGUGGAUGAGGCGCUGGCGGCAGAUGCAGACGAGUGCUGGAGCCUGGAAGAGCGAGAGAAGGCUCUGCUGGAGCUCCUGGACAAAGCCAAUCUUCUGAGACACCAUGUGGCACGCAUCAAGAGGGUGAAGCUCAUCAGGCGUGAGAUUGGCAUUGUGCGGAGGAAGCUGGCACUGAGCCAGUCUGGGAGUGCAAGUCAGAAAUCAAAUGCUGUGUACUACGACACAGAUGAUGAGUCAGAGAAGGAGGAUUCAGACAUUGAUGACAGUUCGGUGAUUGAUGACGAGGCUGAACCUGGUGAGCCAAGCCGACCAAGUACCCCACCUGCCCUGGCCUCUCAGCUGGCUGCCUCGCACCUGGCCCACACCACUAGCCUCUCCUCCGGGCCUGGUAGAGUGGGUGGCAUAGCUCUCUCUCCCAUGACCACACCCUCCCCACGCAGCCUCCACCAACGCAAGACUAGCAAGAACACUCCUAAGGAUGACCACACUCAGAAGCGCAUUGACUCCUUCUUCACUCGGAUAAACAAACCAUCACAGAAGAGCAUCCAGGAGCCGCAGCCACAGCAGCAGGAGAGCAGUGUUGCCGCAGUGGCUGAUGAGGCCAAGGCCACCAAACCUGAAGACUCAGCUCAUGAAACACCCAAAAAGCGUGGCCCUGGUCGACCCCCGAAGAGACCACGCACCCUCUCUGGCCCAUGUGCAAGCCCCCCAGCAAAGAAAUUGGAAAGUGAAGCAGGUGAUGCAGCGACCCAGGCCAAGGAGAGCAGUGAGGAUGCCCCAGAAUCAGAGCCGCCCUCAGUGCCCAGCUCACCAUCAGGAGUGAACCGACGCACCUCCGUCCUCUUCACAAAGAAGGCUGGUGCACUGUUCAAGAAGCGCUUCCCUCAGCAGCGUCGUGGUUCUGGAGGCACCAACAGUGACGAGGAGAACCAACUUCUCGAGACCAAGACAGCACGCCGUAAGAAGGUGACUUCCCCCUUGCAAACUUCCAGAGCCGACUCCCUUGGCUUCCCCGAAGGACUACCACUCCUUAACCUCUCAGAUAGUGGAACACCUCCUACCAAAGACUCCUUCAAGAUGUACCGCCAGGGAGGAGCAGAAAUCCCUCCAGAGACAGACGAAGACACCCACUCUGAAUCCAAUUCCUGCCUGACUGACACUGAGGACGAGACUGCGUCAGAGUCUGACUCAGAAGGCGGCGGCAGCGGCAGUGACUCCAGUGUGGAAGGGGAGUCACCGGGGUCAGGCCAUGCAGGAGACCAGAUCCCCCUGGAGCCCCUGGACCUGGUGUGGGCUAAGUGUCGUGGCUAUCCCUGGUACCCUGCCCUGAUAAUAAAUCCCAAGAUGCCCAAGACUGGUUAUUUCCAUAAUGGAGUGCCCAUCCCUGUGCCUCCUGAUGAUGUCCUGGCACUGGCCAAUAACUACCCAUCACCCAUGUACCUUGUGCUCUUUUUUGACAAUAAACGGACCUGGCAGUGGCUACCACGCUUCAAGCUGGAGCCAUUGGGUGUUGACUCAGCUCUUGACAAAGCAAAGUUGGUGGAGUCCAGGAAGCCAUCAGAGAGGAAGGCAGUGAAGAAGGCUUAUGAGAAGGCCAUCUUACACCGGUGUCGUGUGACUGGGGAGAACACCGGCCUUAGUGGGGACUCAGACAAUGAGGAGCCCAGCUGAGGGCUCAGUGCUAAAAGUGGGUUGCCAGAAGUGGCUAGCCUGACAGUGCAGGGACAUUCCAGUGUAGGCACUUAACACCUCAUUUUGGGGUUACAUCUGGGUCCAGUGGGGCUGCUUAUCUUCUGGGCCUUACCAUUGCAGAUAUUUAUAUUUAUACAAAUAUUUAUACGUGUCAUACAUCCCUUGUGUAGGUUGAGACUGGAAGCAGCAGCAGUCACAUGUGGCAGGUGUCCCGGUGCAGUGUCUCAUGAAUAGUUCACAUGUAGUGAAAUUUCAUGUGUAGCAAGUAGUGUCUUAUGGCAACAUUUUCCCCUGUGUCACCACACUGGCUGGUGAUAAUGUAGUGUAGAGGUGUGAGCAAAUCAUUUAAUUUUUUAAAGGGGAAGCUGACAUCAUUAGAGUAAUGAUUUUAUGGUGCUUGUGGGUAAUUUUAGAUUAUAUACACAACAUUGAACUUUACUUUCUAUGACUGCAAGACAUUCAUACAUACAUACUUAAGAGUCUGUCUGUUAGGAGAGUAAUGAGUAAUGUGUUGUAUUGUAUCACGCCUACAAAUUUUACACUGCCACUGACUAGGGCUGUGGCCCUUAUGCGUAGGGAGUAAGAGCAAAUAUUAUUAAGUUAGGUGUCAUGUCUCACUGGCUGGUGAGUUGCAACACAAGGAAUUGCCAGUCAUAAGUUAGGGAGUCCAUGAAAUACAGGUGAAGUGUGGGAUGGGAAGUACGGAGAUUGUUUGUCUGUUACCUGAUUGAUUUAAGGACGGGAAUUGAGUUUGAGAAAUACACUAGGUCCUCAUUGUGUCUUCAGGUGUUGUGAUUGCACCCAUGAUGUCUUUUACUAAUAGAAAUUCAUUUAAUGCUUAAAAACUUGAACUUUCUUAUGGACAUCCUUUCCAAUUUAUUGUGAAUAUUCAUUUUUAUAAUAUUUGAUGCAAGUAUAUGGUUGUUGAGACAUGUCAGUGGGAAAUGUUUUCAAUAAAAUAGUCUUAUUUAUAUAAGAUUAAAAGUAAUUAUUCAUAUGAUACAUUUUCACACUAAAGAAGUCAACUAAAUGGGAUGCAUCAUCUGAAUAUAAUGAAGACCCAGUGUAUUAUCUAUUUAUAAGUCUUCUUUGUUACUGGAGUUUAUGGAUGUUAGGCAUGAAUAUUGGUUAUAUUUUUUUUAUUUAACUAUUUAUGUAUUAUUUAUGUAGUUUUUAUUAUCUUUUUAUCUUUUUUAUACAUGUGAUGGGUAGUUAGUCAAGAUGGUGACUGAUGCCAGAGAGCCUGAUGAAUGCUCAUUUUAUGGUCAUCUCUUGUACAUGUGUAUCCUUCAAGGCAGGACUACACAGUGCAGUCCUUGACCAGAUUACAAGAUCAUGAACACAAUAAUAACUAGUCAGGCUCUUCAAAUUGAUGGUAAUGUUCAUGUGCAUUCCUGAGAGAGAGAGAGAGAGAGAGAGAGAGAGAGAGAGAGAGAGAGAGAGAGAGAGAGAGAGAGAGAGAGAGAGAGAGCCAAGUGUUAUUAAAGGAAGACAAAUUAAUUUAAGCUCUAAAAUGGUAAGAGGCUGCCAAGGAAGUCUUUCUCACCAUUCUAUAAGGCAACACAUGUGGAAGCAGUGGUGGUGAAGGGCAGCCUGCGUGCUGCACAAGUAGUUAGUGCUUUAGUGGGCUAUUAGAAAAUUAUUUUGUUUUGUGGGAGGAGCUCAGUGGCUUCUAAGUCCUUAGAUUUAUAGUUUUGUGUUCAAAGGGUGUGAAGCCUCCUUUGUACAAAGGCAGACUAAUUGAAGGUUUUCUAUAUGUCAGAAGGGAAGAUGACUUUGUUUGUGAGUGUAGUAGAUGUGUUUGUUCUUGUGGCAAAGAAGACAUUGUGUGUUUGAGGUGAGGUAGAUGUAUAGUUGAAGGAGAGUGCUUGAGGUAUUAUGGAGGAUGUAUUCAUUUUGUGUUCAUGAAGAAGAGUAAAAGUGACUUGGAUCAGGCAGAGAAGAGACUGCUAGGAAGCAAAGUCUAUUAGCUGCCAUUAUCACUUUCCAGCACCUUGCAUUUUGUAUUAUUCUGUGCUAAGGUUUGGGACUCACAUGAUGGCCUUCCUCUGCCAUACCUCAUUCAUAUUUAGCUCAUAACUUGUCAGCUUUUACCAUGUCACCCUAGCAUGUAGUACUACCUGCCUCAUAUCUAUGUGGUGGAUAUAUUGGUGGUAUGCAUGUGGAUGACAAGUUUGUACUCAGGAAAAAUGAGUGAGUAAAGAUCUGGAUGGUUGUCUUGUCUUGUGUGGGAACAGAUUCAUGUGAGUGUAGUGAGGGAAUAUGGGAAGUAUGGAGUACCAGACAGGAAGGAGAGAAGAAUGAAUGACUCUUGUUGUCACUUUCCAGAGAGAUCUGCACAACAGCAUAUCCCUUUCACUCCCAAAGACUUGAACAGCAUAAGGUUAUCAUUUUGCUAAUGUAAUGGGGAUUUGUACUUUUUUGAGGUCAUAGAAAACUAUAUCUAAAUAUAUCCAAAUAUCUAUAUAUGCAUUAUUAUAAUUAUAGAUAUAGUAUGUGCUUACCCAAAUGAGAAUGCAAAUGUUUUACUAUAAUAAGAUUAUAUUUUUUUUAAGCAAACCUAGACAUGUAAGUUUAUGUUCAGAUCAAAUUGAGCCUGUAUAAUGUAUUGGGUAGAAGGUCCCUGUAAUGCUGCCUUAGUAUGACAUUAAGAGUGUGUGUGAGUGUUGUGAUGUGGCAAAUGCACUACACACAGGAUGGCUGAUAGUGGCUUUCAGAGCAGCAGGAAACUGGUGUGUAGCUGUCAGUGUGUCACUAGUCACCUGUCUGUACGUAUUUGUGUGUGAGAGUGCAUGUGUGUGUUCAUCUUGCCAAAGUUGAAUUGAUUGAGCAUCUUUUUCAUGCUUUAUCUAUAUACUUUUUUUUUUUUCCUCUCCAGCAUAAGUGGCCAGUUUUCAAUAUCAGUUAUUUUGCUAAGCAACCUGAAUGGCUUGUUUUGGGAAUAACCUUUGUUAUGGUCCAACUCAUCUGAAAUCUUUUGUAGUACAGCUCUUCUUUGGGUAACUACAUAAUAUUAUGGAUAUUUCAUGCCUGCUGUUUUUGUCAUAUUAAUAACCUGCUAGUUACAGCAAAACUCCCUGUGAAAUACUUAUAGCUUUAACUUUUGACAUUACUUAGCCAAAGGUGUUCUUUCCUGGUGGUUUCCACACUUCAUUUGGUAUAUUGCCAUUCAUUAUUUUAAACAGAUUUGUUGGAUCUUCUUAUCAGUAUUAUGCCCAAGCAAGCCUUGUGUCUGCCUGAUUUCGUUAUUGUCUUGAGAGAUUCUGUAUCACAAUGGAAUUAAGGAAGGAAGCACAACUGUAUAUUUGUGCAUAAUAAAUGAGGUCUUCAUGAGGCUCCAAAGUGAUAGCAGUGCUGCUGGUCCAUCACAGUGCAGCUCACUUUAAUCAGACACACCACACAAGUAUGAUGUGGUGUUUGAAAGACCACUGUAUUAUCAACUUAAAUUGACAGCUGAGUCAUGGCAGCAUUGGUGAUGUUUGUUUUACUACACUAGCAUCUGGCACCCUAAGGUCUUCAGGAGUGCUUAGUGGAGGGUAGCACUCAUUCUCACCACCAUGUGUGCCUCAUAGUGGCACUGCAGCACUCAUUGUUUUCACAGUGUACAAGUAACUGACUGUGCAUCAUCUUCACUUAUAUGAACACCUGCUUAGUAUUAAGCUCUUUAGGAAGGGUACAAAAUUCAUACAUUUACAUAUUUGCAGCAUGAUCACAAAUUGAGUUGUAAUUAUAAAUUUCAAACUUUUAUAUAUGUACUGCUCUUUGUAGCAAGCAAAGCCAGGUGAUCAUAUUGCGGUGUGUGGUGGUGGUGGUGGUGGUCAACUUUGCAGAACUGUAUUGGCACAGAACACAUUUUGUCUGACACAAGCAGUCCAGGUCAAUGGAGAAAGAUUUGUAGAAUUUGUUACUGUCUAACAAAGUGUCUGACACUAUUUUUCUGUACUAAUGACAAUCCAAUAUGCUAGAAAACAAUAGAUUCUAAACUUGUACCAAACAAGAAAUCUCACACUGCCCAAUGCAUCACUGCAUUUAUUAUCUAUCCGGCAUGCUGAAGACUAAGCGAAGACUUGGCCACUUGUGGCAGAUUCGGUGGACCACAGGAACUUGUCUCCUUGCUAGAGGACGGCUAAGUGAGGUAGUUCUCUUUUAUAUCUCUUCUAUGUUUGUGUGGAGUCCUACAUCCUUCACUUGGUAAAGUUAUUGCCUUAAACUGUAUACGAUCUCUUAUAUACAGUAGCUCUGCAGUCAAAAUCACAUAGUCCAUGUAUGCAAAUAUUGGUGACUUGUGCUCAAAUACUAGCUACAUUUUUAAGUCAAAUUUCCUUCAUGUAUUUUCAUAUGAAAGAUUAACUGUAAUGACAUAUAGCCAUGUCAUCAUGAAUGUGUAGUGAGCUGGGAGUCACUGUGGCACAUGUCCAUCAUACACACUCAACAUUCCCGUCUCCCUGCAGUGUGGCAACUGAGGCUCUGCAAUGUCUCACUGCAGUAGCUAGCUCAUGAUCUGCUUGCCUAUGGGGUGGUGCUCCCCACUGUAGGUAGCCUAGAGAAGCGCUUGUGUAAGAGGUGCCGCUUGAGAAUACAUGUACAGAAUAAU